AUGGCCUCCAGAGCCAGAAUUCGUGACCUUCAACUGGGUAUACGACUUGCCUCGGUAUGCCUUUUGGGUAUAUUUAGCUCGGUAGUAGCUCAAGACAGCAUUCCUGUGGUUAUCUCGGCAGCUCCGGAAGCUCAAACCACCCUCCCACCAGGCGAUGUGAAGGGCACCUAUAUCUAUUCCUACGGAGAUAUUACGCCGCUUGCUGUGCGUUCAAAGCCCAAUGCGACUUUGCGGUCGGGUGUGAUGGUUCAGUUUUAUUGUUCAAUGGAAAGCCACAUAGCACUUGGUUUCCCUCACCACUCACAAGCUGGAUGGACUGGGCGAAGAAAGACAUUGGCAGAGAGCGGAUACUCGGAACCUGACGUACAUGCCCACGAUCCUCCCUAUAAUCAAGCCAAAUAUGGACAGUUUAGGGAACCAGAGAAGACAUCUGAUACUCAUCCUGUUUGCGAGCUGGAGGCAACGGAGGUGCAUCAAGUACCUUUCCGGGGAACAGGUGCAGCGAUGCGAUUAAGAGGAAUUCAGCAAAUAAUAACCACGUACGACCAUGACUGGUAA
Neurospora crassa OR74A is the source of this 558-nucleotide messenger RNA. RefSeq lists its product as hypothetical. The transcript is spliced from 5 exons. NCBI's taxonomy places the organism in Eukaryota, Fungi, Ascomycota, Sordariomycetes, Sordariales, Sordariaceae. The coding region runs from base 1 to 558 and encodes 185 amino acids. The record is from RefSeq and is a predicted model, not a curated record.